Messenger RNA from Bactrocera latifrons, 5458 nucleotides. RefSeq names its product probable cytochrome P450 317a1 (gene Cyp317a1). The transcript is spliced from 2 exons. Lineage: Eukaryota; Metazoa; Arthropoda; Insecta; Diptera; Tephritidae. Gene Ontology annotation, molecular function: monooxygenase activity; oxidoreductase activity, acting on paired donors, with incorporation or reduction of molecular oxygen; heme binding. The record is from RefSeq and is a predicted model, not a curated record. Bases 3496 to 5076 code for a protein of 526 amino acids.
AAAGCACCGUGAGGUUAGGCCUUCGCAGGCAGGUACUCACGUAAACCACAACAGAUUCUCUUUCUCAUCCUUAUGGAAUUUUUGUAAGAACGCCCUUUCUAAUUUCUAAUUUGAAGUUUUCAAUGAUUCUGCUAUGACCAAACAACCAUACAAGUUUAAUAUGGAAAAAAACUUGUUACCACAGCUAAUGAGUUCCUGCACUACUUGACUAGCUUUGAGCUCACUGUCAGCGAGCUCAUGACCUGUACGAGUAUAGCAGAUCUGGUAGCGCAAUGAAGGCGUACCUUCCCAAAGGCAGCCGCAAUUCAUUGCAGCAUAUGCGUCUGCUUCUACCUUAAUAGCUGCCACUUCCGCUUAAAAGAUACUACAAUGGCCUGGCAGUGUGAAGCAAGAGCUGAUUGAGAGGUCCAGACAGAUGAUCCCCAUAAACUUCAAUCCAUCUAUGAAAAAGUUCACUGCGCCUCUUGUUCAGCGACUCCGCCCCACCCAGAUAUCUCUCGGAGGUCUAUGCGCAAAAAAGAUUUCGCUAAAAAUAAGUGAUCUAAGUUAUCAGAUAUGCAAUCGAAGUGCGAGAAGAUUUCGGGAUAUUCCACUCUGAGACCCUUAAUGUGUCCGGCUUCCCGGAGUCUGAUCGCAACAUUCGCAGCAUUGCAUUUGCCAGCUUUGUCGACAGGCGCUUUAAGUAGAAUGAGAAAUUUAUACGUCCGAAAUUUUAUAUUUUACCUCCUAGUAAGUUAAACCAGUUCAGUUUUAUUACCCAAAUGAACUCGCCGGGAAUUUUAACUUUUUCGCUCACACAGCUGUACCUUCCGUUGUUGCAUCUAAUUUCAAGAAAUCAAGCGAUUCAAUGUCUGCUGGGUUUCCAUUUGAAUUUCGUUUUACGCAACAAUAGACAUUCGUAAUUCACUUAAUCAUGGAUCAAAAUUUCCAAUGAAUUGUUCAAGAUCAAGAUAAGCUUUAAUGCAAAUAACUCAAAAUUUAUCCUUUAUUUGCCUAACGAUGACAGAUGCUUAAUAUUUUGUUAUUGUUAAUAAAUAUGACUAGUCAUGGGCAUUUGCUCACACUUCGUAUCUAAAACUUUUAUCACAUUCGCCAUUUUUUAACCAACUUCUUCAAUCCCACUUUAAAAUUAUCGACAAAUGAAAAUGUGCAAUAAUCGUAGAAUGCAUACCUCUGGCAUAGGCACUGAUUACAAAUUCAUUUCUAGGUGUUCUUCUAUAUGCAUAGAAACGCAAUCCCGACAGUGUUCGGAACGUUUCGGGAUUUCAAUACAACUUACGGGAGACAUUAAAUAUUCGUAUGAUAUAAUAGCUGUUUUCGAUUCGCCAUUUCUCUGCCCGCCUCUGAUCACUUGUCAGGAAAAUUGCAUCUUGAAGCAACAGCAAAGUUAUUGAGUUGUUUUCUUGAAAGAGAUUACGCGGAUAUCUCAUUAACACGGGCACAGCCUUUUCGCACAAAAGUUAUUUCAUCAAUUAACCCGCCUUUGCUCAAUUAAAGCGCUAAUUUAGAUCGUUUUACCAUACAAAAUAAAAAUCGUAUUUCCCCACAUUAAUCAAUUCGAUUAAGUAUCGAAUUCAAAUUGGAUUGAAACAGCAAUACAACUCUUCAGGUUAUUGUCCAUGCUGUAUCUGGUGGUUGUUGUCCAGACUGUACAUUUUUUGUGUACUUUGAUAAAAUAGCAAUCUGUUGAAAAAUUUUAAUCAUUAGAAAAAUUACAAAAUGAAGAAGAUAAGCAAGCUUAACAGCUGUUCGUUAAUCGAGCUUAUCGUUGAUCACGCAGCUGGUUAAUCAAAUAUAAUGCGGAUGUACUAAAUUAAUUUGGCAGUGUGAAAAGGGUAGAAGUUAGUAAGUUUCUAAUUCUAAUUAAGGCGUUGGAAAUCACACUAAGCGAACUGAAAAACGUGAGCAAGUGAAAGUGCUUUGUAAAGCCAGACAAUUUUUUAUUGUUAUUUGUGAGUCGGAUCUUACGCGUCGAGAAAGUUACUCUACAUAUUUCCAUUCCUGCUAGUUCCCCUGAAUGGUUCAAGUUGGGAGGUGCAAAUGAAAUGUAAAUGAUUAGUAAUGCAAACCAAAUUUUAUAAGUUAACUUUAUAGACCCAAAUACAACUGAAACCGAAGUGAAACAAAUUUAAUCCCUUCGGUUUUUAUCGCAAAGUUGUGCGCUGACUUACUUUCAUUUUUAUCGCUUCAAACUUUGAUAAGAUAGCGCUUAUUAUAUGCUCCACAGUUGAAUUUAUUCCUCCACUUACCAAACACCACUCAGUCCUAAGCAUUAUCUGAGCGGUACCCAGUAAAUAAUAUUCGUUUCACUAAUAAAUGUAUAAUAAGAGUAUGCUACAUGCUAGUUAACGCCGCUAAUUACACACACAGCCACACACAAACCGUCGAGCGCCAGACAAGUCGAAACAACUUUAUAUAUCGGCGCUGACUGACGUGCAAUGUACCGGUCUAUCUGCACCCACGACCGCUUAGUCACACGCUCUGAACUGCGCCAAAGCGCGGGCAAUAAAUAAAAUUAUCGCUGAGCAGCUUGAAUGAUGCAAACAAACGUAAUCGAAAAAGUUUUACAAAUAAAUGCCAUUUGUUAGAAAAAUGUCAAUAAAACAAAGCGCAUUCGAAGCAUUCGGUGGCGCGAGAGUUAUUGGCUGCUUUAGUGCACAUAUUGUUGCCAGCGUGACCUUGGCGCGGAUGCUGCGCGCUAUGAGAAUUUAUUGCGGUGCGACAGGUGCGUAGAAUGCUAAGUUGCUAGCGCAAACAGAUACUUACACGUGUACUCAAAAACAUUAGAGGAAGUACAAACGCCGUUCCGUUGUCGACCGGUAGUGCAGCGCCACUGAAAGGUUUACGGUUUACUGCAUUUUUGUUAAGUCCAAAAGCGGAAACUCACUUGGUAUUGAACAGUCCAAAUAUACUGUGAGUAAGCGCGGCAGUAUACCACAGUGUGUGAUGUAACGAAAUGUUUGAAUAAUUGCCGCCUCCUCUGCCGACGCGAACUCCCAAUAGAACCCCUUCUAACACCAGCCGCAACCCGUAAAGAAAGCAAUUAAAAAAUGCUCACCGAUAGUGACGAUAAUAAAAAUGUUAUAAAGCGUAUAUGGCGAGCAUGGGCGAACGGAAAAAGCUCCCAAAUUGACUCCGUCGGAAAAGCGCGGCGCGAGAGCAAUGCGGAGUACGAGUAACUAAAGUACUGAGGUAAUCGAAACGCUUAGUAAGCGGUUGAAAGGCGCGUUGAGCGGCAGCGAAAAUUACUUACCGACAGUGAAGUGUUUAGCACUUUAGUACUACUCGAGAAUAAUAGGUGCCGGCGGUGUCGGGGUGAGGCGCUUGUGUGUAACAAGAUAGCAGAAAACAUAUAUAUUUUAAGUAAAUUAGCGCGUUAUUCGCUCGUGCGUUUUGCUGCCCAGUGACUACGUGCCGAUGUGGCCUUGAAAAGGGCAAACGAACAGCUGAAACUCCAACGUAUUUACAAAUAAAACUGGCAAAACAACACAGAAAAUGUGGUGGGUUUGGUUAAUAGUUGGUGUUGUGCUAGCAGUGCUCGUCAUUUUCGUCAUUACGCCACUCAUACUCAUCUGCUACAAGCGCAACUACUGGCGCUGGCAUCAGGUGCCAUUCGAAGCGCCCGCACCGGAAUUUGAAAUCCUGCAGCGCUUGCUCGGUUUGCGGCCGACGCUGGAAUGGGAGGAGCUGGAGCACUAUGAUUCACUGUAUCGCACUUUCAAGGGCCAAAGUCCGUUUUGCGGUUUCUAUCGUCACCUGCAGCCGCGUGCACUCAUACUCGACCGCGAAUUGAUUAUGCAGAUACUAAUCAAGAACUUCUCGAAUUUCAACGAUCGCGGCAUCUACCACAACAGCAAAGACGAUCCGCUCUCUGCCGAUUUGUACAGCCGACGCGGUAACGAGUGGAAAGAGAUGCGUUUGCGACUGGAGCCGAUCUUUGGCAAAGAUGAAAUGCGCUACCUGUACGAUGGUUUGCGCGAUUCGUCUGCCGAGUGGCUGAAUGGUUUCGAUCAGCUGGUGCGAGAUGAGCGCGCACACAGCGGUUACAUUGAAAUACGUACACAAAUGCGUCGCUAUGUGUUAUCCAGUUUGGCAGCGUGUGUAUUCGAUUUGAAUGCGCAACGCCAGCAAAAAUAUCCACUCGAUGGUUUCGAUGAUAUGACUCAACUGGAAAGUACGACAUCACGUCAUAGUGAGUUUGCGAAUGCGGUUUUACGCCGCUACCCGCGUUUAAGUAAGAAACUCAAGCUGCGCACUACCUCUAAGGUAGUAGAAGACUAUUUCAUUGGGCUCAUCAACGAAGUAGUCACGGAGCGCGAAAAGAGUGGCACCGAAAAGAAAGACUAUCUCCAAUUGCUGAUCAACUUAAUGCAGCAGGAAUUGAGUACGCACGAAGUGCAAGAUCAAACAAUGAAGGAGCUUCGGGAGCACUUGAUGGACGAGUUGGCGGCGCAUGCGAUUACGUUUCUCAAAGCCGGCUUACGUCCUACCACACACACUAUAACAUAUGUCUUAUAUGAGUUGGCCUUAAACGAACCCAUACAGCAGCAGUUGCGCGACGAGGUGGUAGAAGCUUUGCAGCGUCACAAUAAUGAGCUCUCGUACAAUUGCAUACGUGAGCUCAAGUUUCUGGGUCAAGUCAUAUCAGAGACCAUACGCAUGCAUCCGAUCGUACCCUAUCUAAUACGACGCACACUCACCGACUUCCCCGUGCCGAACAACAACAAAUAUACGCUACCCAAAAAUAUGUUCAUCAUUGUGCCGACACACGCCAUCCACAACGAUGCCGAAUACUACCCCGAGCCGUUCAUAUUCAAACCGGAACGCUUCUGUCGCGGUGACAACAAGCGACGCGACAUCUGCAUGUGGUUAGGCUUCGGUGAGGGUCCACGCAGCUGCGUUGGUCUGCACUUUGCGCAGCUUGUGAUGCGCCUGCUGAUAGCACAAUUGAUCACCCGUUACCACUUCAGUGUGGAUCGUACGCGUUUAAUGGUCAAACCACAAAAUGUGAUUAGACUGCGCGUGGACCCGCUCAAUGAAGAGCCAGAGGGCAGGGAGGCUGAAGUGGUCAUUUAGCCGUAUGCCAUGUCAUUAUAAGGUUAGUUUAGGUUUUUACAGGGUCCCUUAGUUGCAGAAAAUGAGCAUUAUUGUAAAUAUUAUAUUUAUUUAUGUAUGUGCCGAUUUAGGCCUUGAAAUAACACACCUUGAGUUUUAAGGAGGGAUGCAAUGUUAUUUAGUUAUUAAUUUCGAUUUUUUUUAUUUGAAAUUUUUUAAUUAGGAGGUUAAACAACUGUUUGUAUAGAACAACAGUAUCCGAGAGUCUAGUUAGAGGCGGUGAGCAUUCCACUGCCGAGCAGUAUUGACUUAGCUUUAAGUGUAGAGACAGUUUAUAUAUCAGUUACAAAAACAAUGUUAAUAAGAAAUGUAAAUAAAUGACAUAAUAUUAUUUUUAAGACAA